AUGAUGAACCCGGCGAUGCUGAGCUGCGGGCUGUCGCUGUCGCUGUCGGCGGGCGGCGGGGGCGGGGUGUCGGGGGGGCUGUCGGAGCCCAACCCGCUGACCCUGGCGCUGCGCAACGACUUGGGCUCCAACAUCAGUCACCUCAAGACCCUGAACCUGCGCUUCCGCUGCUUCCUGGCCAAGGUGCACGAGCUCGAGCGCCGCAACCGGCAGCUGGAGAAGCGGCUGCAGUCGGCGCUCGAGCCCCGGGCCCGCCGCCUGGGCCGGGUCCGCCAUGUGGCCACCCAGACGUCGUGCGACCUCCCGGGGCCCGGCGCCGGCCCCUACCCGCCGGGAGGCCCGGGGCCCGGCGCCUACCCGCAGCCCGGGGGGCCCGGCGCCUACCCGCACUCCGGGGCUAACUACACCCCGGGCUCGGGCGCCGCCUCGGCCUCGCUGGCCCACCACUACCCGAGCCGCCUGCCCGGCACCAUCUGGAGCUUCACCCACAUCAGGAAGGUGGGCGGCGGCCUGGAGACCCUGCAGGGCCCCGGCGUGUCGUGGACCCACCCGGACGGGGUCGGGGUGCAGAUCGACACCAUCACCCCCGAGAUCCGCGCCCUGUACAACGUCUUGGCCAAAGUCAAGCGCGAGCGCGACGAGUACCGGAGAAAGUGGGAAGAAGAGCACAGUCUAAGGCAACAUCUGCAAGAGAUAGUGUCUGCAUUACAAGUGGAUGCUCAAGAAGCUGACGCCAUUCAAGAGGAGCUCAGUGAGAAAGUGGACAAGUUGAAGUCCGAGCUAGUUGUGUUUAAGAGCCUGAUGACUGAUCAAAUGUCCGAUUUGGAUACAAAAAUUCAAGAGAAGGCUAUGAAAGUUGAUAUGGAUAUCUGCCGGAGGAUUGACAUCACAGCCAAGCUGUGCGAUGUGGCCCAGCAGCGAAACUCUGAAGACAUGAGCAAGAUGUUUCAGGUGGCGACAGUCAGCAAGAAGAAAGAGAAGAAAAUAGGGACUGAUGACGAGAGCUCGGAAACGGACGGUGAUACCACACGGCAGUCCGAUGAUGAUGUCAGCACAUCACUUAAUAUAACCGAUGAAAUGAAGAGAAUGCUAAACCAGCUGCGAGAAACAUUUGAUAUUGAGGAUGACUGUGACAGUUUGAGCUGGGAAGAAAAUGAAGAAACGUUGCUGCUUUGGGAAGAUUUCUCAGAGUGCGCAGUGGAACCUCCAGCAGAGGAUGAAACUAUAGAAACCGUUAUUGAAGAAACAGAAUCGCUCUUCAAAACUAGAGAGAAAGAAUAUCAAGAAACUAUUGAUCAAAUAGAGCUGGAGUUGGCAAGUGCCAAGAGUGACAUGAAUCGGCACCUGCAUGAAUACAUGGAGAUGUGCAGCAUGAAACGUGGCCUUGAUGUGCAGAUGGAAACCUGUCGGCGACUCAUUAAACAGUCGGGAGGCAGAAAAUCCCCAUCAAUCAGCUCUGCAGCGAGCAGCGACUCAGGGAACACAGAUGAAAUCAUGGACGAGCUUGAGAGAGAUGGGGAAGGUGACAGCUCAGUGAGCUGAUGAAUGGGAAAACUUAUGAGACGGACUUUCAACCUGGCUUGUACUGAUACAAUGACCUUUGACCCAAUUGUGCCAGGAAUGAGGGCCUUAUUUUAUGUGCUUGCAUCAAAGCCCUGAGGAUUGGUGCUGUACAUUUGUAUAGUUGUACAGAAUGCUAUCUGACAGAAUUGAAAGGCACAUAGGACUCCCAACUGGUGCAGCAAUCCACCACUGUGUUUAUUACUAUGCAAGUGAAGAGCCUGUGUCUCUGAAUAGAGAACUCUUUGGACUUUCAGAAAGAAUAUUAGAAGUGUCUUUUGAAAAUGAGUAGUGUCUGUUACAUAGAUGGUUUAUUUACAGGCUGGUUAAUAUGACAGUUGAGAUUGUAAUAUAUAUAAUCUGAUCAAACCUACCCCCCACAACUGAUAGCAGAUCCUGAAACUGUCCGGCCAGGUUUGGUGCAUUCCGUCCACUUGUGUGGAUAUUAACAGCCUCAUAAUUUCUUGUACCCUGUGUUGCCAAAGGGCUGCACUUGUAUUACCGCAGCCUCAUAUAUAGAGUGCUCAGGCAAUGGGUGACAGCUACCAAUCUGCUGUCGGGGCUCCGAGCAGAUAGUUGCUGUAUUUGGAAAGUCAUCAUCCAGAAUCAGUCUUAUGAUCUUAAGCUGCUUAUCUGUGUUAAUUUAGGUUGAAGUAGUUUCUCAGGUCGAAUUAUUCAAUUACCUACAACUCUUCUCUUUCUCUCUCCCCCCCCCC
This is a messenger RNA of Callorhinchus milii (elephant shark), 2276 nucleotides long. RefSeq names its product intermediate filament family orphan 2b (gene iffo2b). Bases 1 to 1542 code for a protein of 513 amino acids. Lineage: Eukaryota; Metazoa; Chordata; Chondrichthyes; Chimaeriformes; Callorhinchidae. The transcript is spliced from 9 exons. The record is from RefSeq and is a predicted model, not a curated record.